Arabis nemorensis is the source of this 1608-nucleotide messenger RNA. Lineage: Eukaryota; Viridiplantae; Streptophyta; Magnoliopsida; Brassicales; Brassicaceae. The record is from the annotation of a GenBank genome assembly.
AUGUCUUUGUGUACAUCUAAUUUCAAUCCUUCAUCUUCUUCUAUCAAUCUCUUCUUCAACAACAACAAUAACUCACCUAAACCCUUCCUUCACUCUCUCGAAUUCGCCACCUCUGAUUCUUCUUCCUUCGUUGCUCCUCUCAAAUUCUCUACUACCAAUCACGUCUUUAGCUCUCGUUUCUCUUCGAACCGAUUCCAAAAACCCCAUUUUUUGCUCCGGUGCGUCUCCGAUAAAACUGAGCCGUCUAUUUCAGUCAUUCCCGGCGAUAACGGCGGCUCUGAAGAUAGAGUGAUAGUUCUUGUAAUCGGUGGAGGAGGGAGAGAACAUGCUCUUUGUCAUGCCUUGAAACGAUCUCCUUCUUGUGAUUCUGUUUUAUGCGCACCUGGAAACCCCGGUAUUACGAGUUCCGGAGAUGCUACUUGCAUACCUGACCUUGACAUAUCAGACAGUUUAGCUGUGAUCUCUUUCUGUCAAAAAUGGAAUAUCGGUUUAGUGGUUGUUGGUCCUGAAGGGCCUCUUGUUGCGGGUCUCGCCAAUGAACUGGUUAACGCCGGUAUCCUCACCUUUGGCCCUUCUUCUCAAGCUGCUGCUUUGGAAGGUUCCAAGAACUUUAUGAAGAAUCUUUGUCACAAGUACAAUAUCCCUACUGCUAAGUAUAAAACAUUUUUUGAUGCAUCUGCUGCGAAAGAAUACAUUCAAGAGCAAGGGGUACCGAUUGUGAUUAAAGCGGAUGGAUUAGCAGCUGGAAAAGGAGUCACUGUUGCAAUGGAACUAGAGGAGGCGUUUGAAGCUGUUGACUCGAUGUUAGUCAAAGGUGUGUUUGGUUCUGCAGGAUGUCAGGUGAUAGUGGAGGAGUUUCUGGAGGGAGAAGAAGCUUCCUUUUUCGCACUUGUGGAUGGAGAAAACGCCAUUCCUCUAGAAUCCGCUCAGGACCAUAAGCGGGUUGGAGAUGGAGAUACCGGUCCUAACACAGGCGGAAUGGGAGCUUAUUCUCCUGCACCGGUCUUGACCAAGGAGCUGCAGGAUGUGGUGAUGGACUCUAUAAUUCAUCCCACUGUUAAAGGAAUGGCGGAAGAAGGAUGUAAGUUUAUUGGUGUUCUGUUUGCGGGUCUCAUGAUCGAGAAGAAGUCAGGUUUGCCUAAGCUGAUUGAGUUCAAUGUCCGGUUUGGAGAUCCCGAAUGUCAAGUACUGAUGAUGCGGCUAGAGUCUGACCUAGCGAAAGUUUUGCUAGCGGCUUGUAAAGGCGAGUUAAGCGGUGUGUCGCUCGACUGGUCACAAGAUUCAGCCAUGGUGGUUGUAAUGGCAAGCAAAGGUUAUCCCGGUGCUUAUGAGAAAGGAUCUAUCAUCAAAAACCUUGAAGAAGCUGAAACGGUUGCUCCUGGAGUGAAGGUUUUUCAUGCGGGAACGGAUCUUGAUUCAGAGGGGAAUGUUGUAGCGAGUGGAGGACGUGUUCUUGGGGUCACCGCGAAAGGUAAAGACUUGGAAGAAGCGCAUGAAAGAGCGUAUUGGGCGGUCCAGCAAAUCAGUUGGCCUAGAGGUUUUUUUAGGCGUGAUAUUGGCUGGAGAGCGCUUCGCCAUAAACAAGUGGUGGUGACAACAAAAGAGUGA